UGGAGGCUGAAGGAUGAGAAGGAGCCAGCCAUGGAGAGAGCAAAGCUGAGAGCACUGCACUGAAGAACAAAGGCUCUGAUGCAAGAAGGGGUCUGACGUUUGCAGGAGCAGAGGGGAGGCCAGGAGUGAGGAGCAUUGUGAGCUACAGCAAAGGAGCUUGAGAACUGAGGAGAUGUCACAUCUGGUGGAUCAUACUUCAGGGGACCUGCCAGUUAGAGACGUGAGCUCCGCACCUCUGAUGCUGCCAGCGUCGAAAGGUAAGAGUGUAAAACCUCAACCAUCCUUAAGCAAGAUGAGCCGGGAGGAAUUGGAAGAUGGUUUCUUUCGACUUCGUGAUGAGCACCUGUCAGUGAAGGAACUUUUUUGGAAGCAACAGGAUGAGAUAAAAAGGCUGAGGACCACCUUGCUCCGGCUGACUACUGUGGGCCGAAACCUCCGAGCUGAGGCAUCUGGGGCGCAACUCUCCGGGCCGGUAAGGCAGCAGCAGAAGGUGGGGUGGCAGCAGCACCCCUCGACAAAUCGGCUCCAAGGACAGACCCAGCGCGUGGGCCGCUCUGCUCCGCGCCGCGCCCCGUCUCGCGCCCAUGGGGAACCCCGACAGCUCCACACCGCUGGUGCGCAGGUGCCGGAGAAACCCAGGAAGGGGCCAAGGGACAGGCGGAGCUACACAGCCCCUCCCACGUUCAAGGACCAUGUGACAAAUGAAAAAAACAGGGGUGAAAUCACCAGUGAACCCAGCGAACCUGCCCACAUUAUAGCCAACAAUGCUGUGCAAGCAGAAGAGUCACCCGCAUCUCCUGAGAAGGUGGGGUCCAAAGAAGAACAUCUUGCACAGAGAAGCUCACUGGAGAGUGCCCAGAAGGCCACAGAACUUCGAGCUUCCAUUAAGGAGAACGUGGAGCUGAUUCGACUUAAAAAGCUCUUACAUGAAAGGAGUACCUUGUUGGCAGUGACAAAAGCACAGUUAGCAGACGUACAGGAGGCAUAUGAAACCUUGCUCCAGAAGAACCAGGGAAUCUUAGGUGCAGCUCAUGAUGCCCUUCUCACCCAAGUGAAUGAGCUCAGGGCAGAGCUAACAGAGGAGAGCAAGAAGGCUGUGAGCAUGAAGAGCCAACUGGAAGAUGUGUCCAUCCUGCAGAUAACUCUGAAGGAGUUUCAGGAGAGAGUUGAAGAUUUGGAAAAAGAACGAAAAUUGCUGAAUGACAAUUAUGACAAGCUCUUAGAAAACAUGCUGGAGAGCAGUAGCCAAGCUCACUGGAACGGUGAGCCCACAGGAGAACAGCUACGGCAGCAGGUUUCUCAGUUGCAGGAUCAGCUGGAUGCUGAGCUGGAGGAGAAGAGAAAAGUCUUACUUCAGCUAUCCCAAGAGAAAGCUGAAAAUGAAGAUCUGAAGCUUGAAGUAACCAACAUGCUUCAGAAGCAUAAACAGGAAGUGGAAAUCCUCCAAAAGACAGCCACGCUUGCCCAAAUUCCUGACAGGCAGUCGGAGCCAGCUAUUCACCUAGCUGUAUUCCAAGAGACCGCUCAGAUCGAGCCCAGUGAGCAAAAAAUCCAAGAAGAAAAGAAACUCUGCCAGUUGUUAAGUGAGUUGCAAAUAUCGCAUGCAGAGACCACGUUGGAACUGGAAAAGACUAGAGACAUGCUUAUUCUGCAGCGCAAAAUCAACGUGUGUUAUCAGGAGGAACUGGAGGCAAUGAUGACAAAAGCUGAUAAUGAAAACAGAGAUCACGAAGAAAAACUGGAGAGGCUGACUCAACUCCUAGACAUCAAGAACAACCGUAUCAAGCAGCUGGAAGGUAUUUUAAGAAGCCAUGGCCUUCCAACAUCUGAGCAGCUCAAAGACAUUGCCUAUGGCACUCGACAAAUGUCAGUAAGUCUAAAAACCCUGCCUGCCCUUGGAGAUGAGGAGAGAGCGGAUGUUUCCUUGCUGCGUCAGAGUGACAAUCUUUUCGAACUACACAUCCACCAGGCCUUCCUGACAUCUGCUGCCUUGGCUCAGGCUGGAGACGCCCGCCCUACUACUUUCUGCACCUAUUCCUUCUAUGAUUUUGAAACUCACUGUACGCCACUCUCUGUGGGGCCGCAGCCCUGCUACGACUUCACCUCCCAGUAUGUGGUAGAGAUGGAUUCCCUUUUCCUGCACUACCUCCAAGGGGCUUCAGCCCAUCUUGAUCUACACCAGGCUGUGGCCAGUGAACACCACACCCUUGCAACCGGAUGGAUUUGCUUUGACAGAGUGCUAGAGACCGUGGAGAAAGUCCAUGGCUCGGUCACACUUACUGGAGUUGGUGGAGAAGACUUUGGGGUGCUAGAGUACUGGAUGAGACUGCACUUCCCCAUAGGACGCAGCCAACUGGCAUGCAAUAAACGAAAGAAGGCCCAGGCCUACCUGUCGGCCAGUGUACCUGGAGCCUGGGAGGCCAAGGAGGAUGAGUCCAGAUCAAAAGCUUGGCAACCUCAGAAUGAGCUGCGGAUUGAAAUCACCAGGUGCUGUGGCCUCCGGGGUCGCCAGCUGGGAACUCAGCCCAGUCCGUAUGUCAUGUACCGCUUCUUCACCUUCUCCGACCACGACACUGCCAUCAUUCCAGCCAGUAACAGUCCCUACUUUAGAGACCAGGCUCGGUUCCCCGUGCUUGUCACCUCUGACCUGGAUCAAUAUCUGAGGCGAGAGGCCCUGUCCAUCUACGUGUUUGAUGAUGAAGAGUCAGAGCCUGGCUUGUACCUUGGCCGAGCUCAGGUGCCCUUGCUGCCUCUUGCACAGAACCAAUCUGUAAAAGGGGAUUUUAACCUCACUGACCCUGCAGAGAAACCCAAUGGAACUAUCCAAGUGCACCUGGAUUGGAAGUCACACUACCUACCUCCUGAGACCGUCCUGAAAGCAGAAGCACAGGAUGAGGAAAGGGACACCAAGGGUGGUUUAGAGAUCUUGUCUGAAGAGGAAAAGCCUGCCUUUCCUCCACAGAACCAGGUGACAUCUGCCGAGAUUCCCAUUGAAGCUGGCCAGUAUCACGUAAAGAGAAAACUUCCUCAGGUGGGAGAAAGAAAGGAAAAGGAACACCAGGUUGCCACCUACUCAAGAAGAAAACAUGGCAAAAGAAUAGGUGCCCAAGGAAAAAACAGGAUGGAGUAUCUUAGUCGUAACAUCUUAAAUGGGAAUACGUUGCAACAGGUGAACUACACUGAGUUGAAGUUCUCAGGGCUUAAGAUCACCGAAGAUGAUGGUCUUACAAGCCAGCACACAAAGGAGACCAUGUCCUCUCAGUCAGCACCGAAGUGCAAGGAAUCCCUGCAUCCUAUAACUGAUGCAGAAUCCUGUGAUCAAGCUUCUGAAGUCAGUGAAGCACAGACGACAGACAGCGAUGACGUCGUGGUGCCACCCGUAUCUGAGAAAUGUCCCAAAGCAGAUUCAGAGAAGAUGUGCAUUGAGAUUGUCUCUCUGGCCUUCAACGAGGAGGCUGAGGUGAUGUUUGAUGAGAACAUAAAGCAGGUGUACGUGGAGUAUAGGUUCUGUGAUCUGCCCUGGUCAGAGACGGAGACACCAAUAUCCCUGAGGAAGCCAAGGGCUGGAGAGGAAAUCCACUUCCAUUUCAGCAAGGUGAUAGACCUGGACCCCCUGGAGCAGCAGGGCCGGAGGCAGUUUCUGUUCACUAUGCUGACUGGACAAGAUCCUGAGGAAGGACAUCUAAAGUUUACAGUGGUGAGUGAUCCUAUCGAUCAAGAAAGAGAAUGUCAAGAAGUGGGAUAUGCAUAUCUUGAGCUAUGGCAGAUCCUGGAGUCGGGAAGAGACAUCCUAGAGCAAGAGCUGGACAUUGUUAGUCCUCAAGACAAGGCCACUCCAAUAGGAAGGCUGAAGGUUUCCCUUCAAGCAGCUGCUGCCCUCCAUGCUAUUUACAAGGAGAUGACUGAAGAUUUGUAUUCAUGAAGGAACAAAAGCUAUUCCAAUCUAAAAUCUGAGGGAAACAUAGUAAAACAAAACAAAACAAAACAAAAAAAACCAAAAAAACAAAAACAACUCUUAUAAAGUAACUUGCUAUACCAUAAA
This is a messenger RNA of Oryctolagus cuniculus (rabbit), 4042 nucleotides long. The record is from RefSeq and is a predicted model, not a curated record. Lineage: Eukaryota; Metazoa; Chordata; Mammalia; Lagomorpha; Leporidae.